UAGGUUGCGUGCAGGAAGAGUACACGGCGUCGUGACUGUCCCAAAAAAAAUUAUAAAGGUUAACGAAUUUUUGCAUGCCAUUUAAAGUUUUAUUUGUCGAGCUUUUAGGGCGAUGUGCCCUAGUUGGAGCAAUUUUCUCCACAUUAUUUUAUUCUCCUUAUGAUCCGUAUAUACCUGCCGAUAUAGCUUACAAAUAUUCGUAUCCAUUUGCUUUUAAAAAUACAAUUUCUUUUAGUAAACUCAUCUUUAUCACGUGUAUUGCUGUGAUACUUGUUCCUUUGAUUAUAUGGCUUCUUUUCGGCAAUUUUUUUCGCCGCAAUAUCGAUAUAACAAAUUAUCUUUUAGCUUUAUCUCUUACAUUAUUAACUACCAAUCUUUUAGUUGAAAUAUUAAAAAUAGCAAUCAGCAGACCUAGGCCUGACUUUCUUCAACGUUGUUUCGGGAGCAGUACCAUAGAUUUAACAUCAUGGUCUCCUUAUCCGAAAUGUAUUGAAACUUCCCCUGAAUUAAAUCUUAAAGAUGGUUUAAAAGCAUUCCCCAGUGGUCACAGUGCUCUUGCAUGGACAGUGGCUGUGUUUCUUUUUCUUUAUAUUUACGAAAAGAAAAAGUUUAUUGAAGAAAAUAAUUUGUUUGUAUCGCCAAUUCCAUCGAUCGUUAUCUUCAUUUCUGGACUUAUUUUAAGUUUAGGUGCUGCUUAUAUAAGCUCUUCCCGUUUACGCGAUCACAGACAUCAUCCAGAAGACGUUAUUGCCGGUACUACUAUUGGCUGUCUCGUCGCCAUAGUAUCGUUUUAUAUCUAUUAUCCUGUUCCUCCUGAAAAGCUUAUGAAACAUGUUUCUUCUGAGCAUGUGUACGAUGGAUACCUUGAUCAGUCUUCUGAUUUGUCUCAUUUACUAAACAGCAAAGGAAUGGUAGCCUAAAAAAAAAAAUUCAUGUCAAGUUAACGGUAAAAAAAAAAAAAAGGGUUUUUUUUAACAGAGGAAGCGUCCAUAUUUUCUUAUGAAAUACCAGGUUUUGCAUAGUUUAUAAAAAAUCAUUUGUUUAGGUGUCGUUCUUUUUUCUGCCGUUUAGUGUAUUUCAUCAAAUAUAUCCAAUUUAUUUGACGCAUGUAUACUUUUUUUUAAAAAAAGAUUGCUUCGAAUCGAAGAGUCUUUGUGAUUCUAAAUCGAGUGAAGGUUUUGUUUCGUUCCAUAUGAGUAGUGAACGACAAAAAAUUUUAGAAGCCUAAUUGUAUUUUCAAAUAAAUUCAAGCCUAAAAGCCAUUCGGAAAUAGAAUCAAUCUUUCAUUUAAGUCGAAGGAAAAAAGCGUACUGUACAAAGUGAAUAUCGUGUGAAAAGCGCGUGACAAUAAGAGUUAUCGUUUUCAUAAUUAAAUUGUUUUAAAACCAUUGUAAUUUUAUUUUUAAAAUGAAUUCUUCGUUUAAAAGUUAAUUUGUUAUACUAUUUUUAUUAUUCGAAAAUGAAUACACAACAAAUUUUGUUUAGAGAACACUUUUUUAAAAUAAGAAUUAUUUGUUUUGAUGCA
Messenger RNA from Hylaeus volcanicus, 1525 nucleotides. RefSeq lists its product as uncharacterized. The record is from RefSeq and is a predicted model, not a curated record. NCBI's taxonomy places the organism in Eukaryota, Metazoa, Arthropoda, Insecta, Hymenoptera, Colletidae. Gene Ontology annotation, molecular function: phosphatidate phosphatase activity. Bases 75 to 920 code for a protein of 281 amino acids. The transcript is spliced from 2 exons. Gene Ontology annotation, biological process: phospholipid metabolic process.